[Torrubiella] hemipterigena is the source of this 5382-nucleotide messenger RNA. Lineage: Eukaryota; Fungi; Ascomycota; Sordariomycetes; Hypocreales; Clavicipitaceae. The record is from the annotation of a GenBank genome assembly.
CUCAGCUGUAAUUUCUAAUUUCUAGUCAUCUUCUUUUUAUUUUUCUCUUUCCAUUGCCCCUGGUGCUGCGCUGUCUGUGUUUUUCUUUUAUUUCUUUUUUGCUUUCUAAACAUUCCCGUCGGCCCCCCCUCCCACUACCACGCCACUGGGGAGGGGGACCACUACACUACACUACAGCGCACAGCACCCACCAUCACAGCAGCCGACAGCGCUAAGCAAAGCCCACUGCAACUCUGCCCGCCGGCGCUGCCCCUUGGCGCCUCCCUAAGCUCGCAGCUUUCUUCUGCCGUCCGUUUCCCCCCGUCCGUCUUUCUCCUCUUCCCUCCUGCAACGGCGACCAAACAACAAAAACUCUUCAUCCUUCCAACGAUCCAACCCACGACGAUUCAGCCAAAGGCGAUCUUAUCUGCACUGCAUCUGCCAGCGCAUCCUCUCUUGUGAGAUUCUUCUAUUUCUCAAGAGCACCCGCGACCGCUGCCUCAACCCGGCAAGCCUCAAACGACGAUAUUUUCUGUUUGCCUCGCAGCAGAAAUACACACAGCGACUACAGGGAAUCCAUUCUCCCUCUGCAACGGACAAGGCGACUAGAAGGACACUCUUCUCCUUCUCUCUUCUUUCUUAAUUCAAAGCGACCGAUAUAUUUAUUCUUAUAUCUGGGUCUUCUCUUUUCACAGCAGCACUUUUCGCAACACGCCUCGUGUUCUUGACUCUGCUGUAGCUGGGAGCAACUUUUUUUUGGUGAGUCCGCACUUCCCGAGGGGCAACGCGCCAGCGCGCCCGCCCAGCAAUUUUUCCUCCUCCCUGCCUGGUGCGCGCACGAACACAGCCUGCCAGCCUGCCCACCCAACAAACGCUCCGCACGACCUGCGGCCAAGAGACAUAAAAAAAAUGGUGCAAACAAAAUGGCAAAUGCAAUCACCAGCGAUUCUAUGGGAACAUGGAAAAUCAUUCUCUUCUUUUUUCUCUGCGGCUUGGACCUGGCGACGCUUGCUUGGUCUCCUCCACGUGUUGGUCUCUUGCUUACGAUAGGCGCUCUCUGCUGGGGCGGGCUCCCCCACUCGCUCACCGAGUUGAUGGUGGUCGCCACCACGCGCGGUCUGAGCUAGUUGUUUGACCCCUCUUCGGUCUGCCGCUAUGCCACCAGAAGAUGACGGUGGAAAUUUCCAGACCAAAGGUUGCCAGUGGCCAAAACCAGAUCGCGACAGUUGUCGUUGAGCAGGCAAACAAACAAGAGGCGGCAAGCGACGACGGUGGCGGCGAACACUUCCUUUUGCGAUUACCAAUUUUCUUUGACCACAGCACACCAAGACAUCAUGCUAACCUGUCAUUGUCCCAUCUAGCAACCCUUCUCUCCGUUCUUCGACACUCCUGGCCAACUGCGUAUUCCCACGAGAAUAGGCUUCUGCGCUCUGUAACUGUCUCGCACGCUUAGUCGGCUCCCCUGCCCCGUCUCUCUCCCCCAAUCCCAUCUAGCUCCGCGCAUUCUCCUCCCCGCGGGAGCUCAUCACAAUGGCCGAUCACAACGAGGUCGAUCUCGACUCUAUAAUUGACCGCCUCCUCGAGGUCCGAGGCAGCCGCCCCGGCAAGCAGGUCCAGCUUCUCGAAUCUGAGAUCCGCUACCUUUGCACCAAGGCCCGCGAGAUCUUCAUCUCCCAGCCUAUCCUUCUUGAGCUCGAGGCUCCCAUCAAGAUUUGCGGCGAUAUCCACGGCCAGUACUACGACUUGCUCCGCCUCUUUGAGUACGGCGAGUUCCCUCCCAACGCCAACUACCUCUUCCUCGGUGACUACGUCGACCGUGGCAAGCAGUCCCUUGAGACCAUCUGCCUCUUGCUCGCCUACAAGAUCCAGUACCCUGAGAACUUCUUCAUUCUUCGCGGUAACCACGAAUGCGCCUCUAUCAACCGUAUUUACGGCUUCUACGACGAGUGCAAGCGCCGCUACAACAUCAAGCUCUGGAAGACUUUCACCGACUGCUUCAACUGCCUGCCCAUUGCUGCCAUCAUUGACGAGAAGAUCUUCACCAUGCACGGUGGCCUCUCACCCGACCUCAACUCCAUGGAGCAGAUUCGCCGCGUCAUGCGUCCUACGGAUAUUCCCGACUGCGGUCUUCUCUGUGAUCUUCUCUGGUCCGACCCUGACAAAGAAAUCACUGGCUGGAGCGAGAACGACAGAGGUGUGUCCUUUACCUUUGGCCCUGAUGUCGUCUCGCGCUUCCUGCAAAAGCACGACAUGGAUCUCAUCUGCAGAGCCCACCAGGUUGUCGAGGACGGCUACGAGUUCUUCUCCAAGCGCCAGCUCGUCACCCUCUUCAGUGCCCCCAACUACUGCGGAGAGUUUGACAAUGCCGGUGCGAUGAUGAGCGUCGACGAGAGCUUGCUCUGCUCUUUCCAGAUUCUCAAGCCCGCCGAGAAGAAGCAAAAGUUUGGCCGCCGCUAAGCAACCCGCUUUUGACGCAUUGGAGUGUACGACCGAUGUCUGCCGUCGUGCCCGUCUUAAUGCACCCCGAACCCUGCCAACACCAGCGUCUUUUGCGUCCAAUGAGACCCGGAUGUCGUUCUCAUCGGCCUUGGAGGCCUUAAAAAAAGUUAACUUGAUGCGCUGCCAGAAAUCUUUGACGACCAAAGUCUAAUCAUGGAAAUGAAAAUCUCGGAAGAAAUGGCAACAUUUCUUUAGCCGCUGCGAAUGGGAUGACUUGUCUCCUCUCUUGAUCGUUGGAGGAGGCUCACUGGCGCAAAAGAGGCUUGUUGGUUCACAGAUGCUAAAUAUUAUCUCCCUCAGAAAAAUAAUUUUCUUUUGACGCCUACAUAAAUGUCUCUUACAACUCAAGUGCAUGUAAUGUAAUCCCAACUCCAUUCAUUUACAAUCUUGACACUCGCCGCUUGCUGGUUCACCCGCGGGCUUCUCCUCGACGGCGCUUGGUUUCGGAUAGUUCUUGUCCACAUGGCCCAAAUCCCGCUUAGGAUCAAUGACGUCUCGCACACGUCUCUUUAACUCCUUUGUUUCCGGGAACCCGCCGUCUACUUUACGGUCCCAAAGCACGGUAUGCGUCGGCGCAGCGGUGGCCGCAUCGCCCACUGUCAGCGUUGAGAUUGUGACUGUGAAGAUGCCGCCUGUAGCAGGCUGUAGCGCGACUUCGCCUAGCGAUGUGGCAAAUGUCGAGAGAAGUUCUUGGGCAAACUACGAGCGUAAAGGGUCAUGUUAGCAUGUAUGUAUAUGUCUCUGUGCGGGAGAGGAGAAGGGGGGUGACAAACGUAGGCGGCUCGUAGGUUCCAUUUGCACUGGGUGCAGAAUUGGAUGGCGAUGCGGGGAAGAGGGGCAUGGAUUUGGCCCGUGGGGGUUGGCGUAGGAGCUGUUUCAGCCAUGAUGGACGCUCUGGGAGGUGGUUUUCUACUGUGAGAGGGGGUAUAUAAAUGUGCUGAUGGGAUGUGAGACUGCGAUGGUUGAGGACGGAUCGGGCUGGUUCGGUCGUUUUAUGAAGCAGUAUGGUGGGGCAGCGAUAACGGCACUACUUUCAAGAAUAGCGUACGGGACAGGUGUUUGUAUAGACACAGAACGAGACGUGUUGGGUUUGAGAAAAAAAAAAUUAGCCAUUGAAGUAAUCUAGACUUAGAUAAAGGGAAGGGACAUUGCAGUGAAAACAUGGUAGUGGCAGACAAUAUCCCCAAAUAGUACAUAUCCGCAGGCUGGCUUCAGACAAAGAGAUCAGAUACAGCCGCAAAGAGUUACAGCUUGCUGCAUGCAGUUUGAGCAAAAAAGGAUAGCUCCCUUCUGCGUAACCUUGAUCCCUUGUGAAGAAGGCGUUCCACCUGCUCUUAUCCACCACCGCCUAUCCAUCCGUCUGGUUCUUGCAUCGCUCGAAAAGGGAAAAAAGAGAAAAAAAAAGAAGAAAAAAGCAACCAGCCCCGUGUUUUUGGUAUUACACAAGAGUGUCCAACGCCGUCUGACAAAGGAAAUCAAAAUAAACGAAGAAAGCAUCCACAGGGAAAUAAACAAAGGUCGGUCAAAAUAAGACAUGAAGGAGAAAGUAGCCGUGCCGUGUCUGGUGCUGUAUGGGUUGGAAAAUGAACAGGUAGAGAGGGAAGCUAGAGCGUUCGGAGCAUCGAAAAAGAGAGUAAGCUAGUGUCCCCAAGGUGGUCGCUUCUUGGCGUGUUUAGUGCCGCAAAGUGACGUGGUCUAGUUGUCUUUCGUUUCAGGGUUCCGUAAUGUCUUUGUUUUUCUUUCGUCGUGGCAGGGUGCGGUUGGCGGGAGCGAGAGUCGAUAACUUCGGUACCUUUGAAUCGCAAGAAAAAUAAGAGACACCGCUCGGUCGUAUUCGUCUGAGUCUUUUACAUGACAACACAGCAGCCGCCGGACUGCUGGGGGGCGUACGGGUCCUCACCACGGGGGACAGCACCCCAGACCGAGGGGACCAUGUAGUCUCUCGUGCCGUUGCAGUAGGAGAUGAUGCUGUUGUUCGAAGACUGUUAGCUCGAGGGACGGUGUGACGAUUCGCCAAAUGCUGCUUACCUCUUGGCAGCGGUGCUGACGGGGAUACGCUCACGCUCCAAGUCCUCGCGGAGGCGCAUGUUGAGCUCUGUCAAGCGACGGAGCUUGAGGUCGGCCAUGGACUGCUUGUUCCUGCGGAACUGCGACGACUCGCCAUCACGGGUGGUGUACUGAGGCAUGUUGAGAUGAGGAGGAGAGAUUCAAGGUGCGCGAAAUGAGGGAAUCGGGUAUAUCGUCGCGGCCGUAUAGCGGCGUAUGGGACUGUUUGGCGACCGGGGUUUUUUUUAAGUCAAAUCCUUCAAUAGGUUCACGUUAGCUGGUAUUCCACGCUCCUUGUCUUGUGUCUCGCGCAGGCUCUCCGGAUUGCUCAACGGCGAGACGGGACCCCUUGUCGGGUUCUGUGGUAUCGGGCGGGGGUGUUGACUGGGCUAGCAAGCGGUUUGGAUAGCGGUUGUAGGGUGCAAGACGACGACGUUGAAGCGACAGCAAGCUAGUAAGAGAAAAUCGUUCAAACAACGUAAGAUGGCAAGAGUCGGCUGUUGCAGUCGUGCUAGCUCCCGAAGGAUUGAGGCAGAAAGCUGCUCUGGGCUGCUCUGCACCAGUUCUGGGCUAGCUGCAAGCCUCGCGAGACCCAAAAGCAAAUCCGCCCCCUUUUCGCUGCCCACCCCGAAAGAACACUGCGGUCGAGACUGUUGUGCGACUUACCGAGAAAAUGGAGCAAGACAAAAUAAACAGGCGACAAUGCGGAAGGCGACAAAGCAAUUGCGUCGGACGUGUCGAUUGGGCGAUGUCGAAGCGGGCGUUCGUGGUGGGAAGGAAGAGGCAGAAGAGAGGUCAGACGGGGGGAGAAAGGGGGAGGGCCAGGAGAAGGAAAAGGCGUUGGGCGGCGGGCUGCAC